Molecule: messenger RNA, 7966 nt
Organism: Canis lupus familiaris (dog)
Lineage: Eukaryota; Metazoa; Chordata; Mammalia; Carnivora; Canidae
Gene: RAB43
Product: RAB43, member RAS oncogene family
Exons: 4
Coding region: 275-841 (188 amino acids)
Biological process (GO): protein secretion; regulation of exocytosis
Cellular component (GO): trans-Golgi network
Molecular function (GO): GTPase activity; GTP binding
Source: RefSeq, a predicted model, not a curated record
AUGGUUUGAUGAAUAAUAUUUAUGAUUAAUGAAUCAGAGUCUCUUAACCUGGCCACCAGCCCUCCCUCAUAAGAGUCCGGAGACCGUGGCCAGGACGGAGCAUUGUUUUUGCUCAAUAUCUUUACUCAACUGAGCUGUGCAGAAAUCUUUUCCAUUCUUUCAUGGUUUUGAGUUCACGUAUCUGCAGGACAGCUCCUGAGAGCACUGAGCAGGGGCAGCACAGGGUUCCUUGCCUGACCCCCAAAGGCACCUUAGUUUGGGACACUUGAAUUGAAUGAUGAACUCUGCAGCAUAUGCUGUCACAGAGGCAAAGACACAGCCGCUAGGGAGCAGGAAGGAAAGAAGAGUGAAUUCUGUUCUGGGCUGGAGCUUCGGCCUGUGUGUCAGGGAGAGCUCUACUGACCAGCUGCAGAUCUGGGACACAGCUGGCCAGGAGCGAUUCCGCACCAUCACCCAGAGCUACUACCGCAGUGCCAACGGGGCCAUCCUCGCUUACGACAUCACCAAGAGGAGCUCCUUUCUGUCUGUGCCUCACUGGAUUGAGGAUGUGAGGAAGUACGCGGGCUCUAACAUCGUGCAGCUGCUGAUUGGGAACAAGUCGGACCUCGGCCAGCUCCGCGAGGUCCCGCUGGCCGAGGCGCAGAGCCUGGCAGAGCACUACGACAUCCUGUGUGCCAUUGAGACGUCGGCCAAGGACUCGAGCAACGUGGAGGAAGCCUUCGUGAGGGUGGCCACGGAGCUGGUUGUCAGACACGGUGGCCCGCUGCUCAGUGAGAAGGGCACUGACCACAUCCAGCUGGACAGCAAGGACGUCGGGGAGAGCUGGGGCUGCGGCUGCUGACCGGGGUGCCGGGCAGGCAGGCAGGGGCCUCCCCACCUCCCCGCCCCCCGCCCCCCGCCCCCAGCCUGCCAGGCCCACCCCUCCAGGGCUGGCCCUCCAUGGCGCCAGCGAUUCUAGUGCAGCUGGUUAAAGUCCUGGAAUUAUCCAUUCCGUGGCCUGGGUACUUGAUGGGAAAGCUACCCUCGAGGAAGGAAGAAGUGGGGUGCCUUCUGGGUGUUGGGGGUGGGGCCCCUCCUGCCGGCCAGUGACGGUCCCCUCCGAGUUCUUCACAGUCCAGGACUGGCCCAGGCCCAUGGGUAUAGACCACGGUGGGAGAGGGCCAGGAUGUGCCUCCCCUGCGGCAUGUGUACUGAUUCCGACCACUUCACACCUUGAGUCUUGCUGUAGCUGUGGCGGCAGCAGGUUGCUGCCUCCCAGGGAUGUGGCUGGUGCCGGUUCUCCCGGGUCACUUGGGGCCUCUGGUCGGAGCCUCGGAGGGAGAGAGCGAGCGAGCAGCCCAACAGAUUCAGUUCCUGAGCACAGCCCCAGGGAAGCCCUAACUCCUUCCCGGCGAGGAACCUUCUUCCUUUCUUCACUGCCAGCUCUAAGCUCGCAGAUAGCUUGGGGCUUGGCUUGCUGCCUUAGCAAGCAAGACCUCUCAAGUUUUCUGGUUUUCCAUGUAGCUUCUUGUUUUCAUCGGCACAAGUAUGGGGUCAUGGCCCACUGACUGUCUGCUGGCCUGGGGCACAAAGUUUUGCCACUCAGGUUGCAAAACCAGCUGAUUCUUCAGCACGGACUCUCAGAACUUGUAGGUUUGGGGGAAUGAGAUAGGAAUGUGGACAUUUAAGGGAAAAGUAAAAGCUUGUAUCCCUGAGGCUCAGGUCUAAGAGGGAACCUCAGGGCACCUAGUCUGACCUGUGCAGAAGCCCUUCCUGCCACGUCCAGAGUGACAGCUCCCCCACUGCCUCCAGUCUAGCUUAUAGUUUCCCAAGCCAAGAAGGCAAGGCCCUGGCAGUCCUGGGUCUGGCCACUUCAUCCUUGCGGCCCCACCCACCCUUAACGGUUUCAACAUGUGUUGGAUGCUGAGGUUAGAAGGCAGAUGAGGGCUGGCAUCACUGGGGCUCUUGGAAGCACACUGUCCUCUGGGGGUAGCUCAGAGGAUCCCAGGGAUGGAGCAGGUGAUUUUUCCAUACUGCCCCAGCCCUCCGCGUGGGGUCCCAGGAAAUACACUGCUGUCAGAGCCGUGGGCAACGUCACAGCAUGGAGCUCGAGCCCCAGGCCCGGCCCCAACCCCAGAGGUGGGCCACGGGCCUCCAGCUGACUUCCCUGGCCUUCCACUCAUGCCCUUUGUUCUGCGUCACUGCCUCUCCCAGGCAGGCCUGACCACAGAGCCAGCAGCCAGACCCACGGCAGUCUGGUGAAGCAGGGUCAGGCAUGGAAGGCUUCCCUGGCCGGGACCCAGACAGGCAGGGCUGGUGACUCCCUUUCAGGCAGGGAGGCAGCCAUGGGAUGGCUGAGCCUGGUUCUGGAGAGGAAGGUUGUUGGCCUGGUUGGACCAGGAGCUACUGAGUGGGUGUCUUUGCUGAGGGGAACCAGUUCAUUGGUGUCCGGGAUGGGGUGGGAGCAGGGAAUGAGAAGGCCGCUGGGCUUCCUCCCUCAAUGGCCUUGCCAGUGGGGUAGGGUGAGCAGGGCCUGGGACCCAGCUGCUGGCAGGCCUCUCCCCUGCAGUUCCUGGGCUCUACCUUCAAAGUAGAAAGUUCCUGUGAAGGAGGCACAUUCAGGCCAAAGGCAAAGGUCCUCCAGCCCCAUGACCUCUGCCAGGGGACUGAUGUUUGGGCAGAGCUGGGCAUUCAAGCUGGGCCCAAGCUGGAAGAGAAACUUCGCAAAGCCUGACCUUGUAGAGACCUGCUGCUUUGGGGGUGGGUGGUGGUGGGGAUGUAGAGAGUUUUAGAGCACAGGCCUGGGCCUACCCCUCCUCCCACCCCAAGAUUGACCUGCCGCCUCAGUUGCCAGUGAGCACAGGUAUGGACCCUCCCCGUUGUUCCCUGCUGUCCCCCUCUGCCUCCACCUGGGAUAGCUUGGGGAAAGUGGGAGAUCCUUGCGUUCCAUCUCCUGCACAGGGAUGCCCUGGGCUGCCAUGAGGAUCCAGGCACAGCAGCAGGUAGCUGGCUCAUGAUGGGGACUCUAGCCAUCCCCCUCCUCCUCCAGACCCAGGGGUUAAAGGCCGGAAACCCUGCAGAGGCUUGGCUGAGAAAGGGGAAAGAUCACUGGCCCAGCCAGGACCGGGAAGGUUUCCUCCCACCCGUGGCCUCACGGCUCACCCAGCAACCACGAAAACACUUCCCUUUCCUGCCUGUCAUAGUCCCACAGUGUCCAAAACGCUGGGCCGUGUGGUCUCCUGCCACCCUAAUCUCCAGGGAGUUAGCCUAGAAAUCCAGGGGUUGUCUUAGGCUCCUCACUCUCUCUCUGCAUCCUACCACAGCGCUGAGAUCCCACCUCCACGCCGGUCCCCAUGCCUCUGCUCUGGACAGGCCCCAGCCUCCCCUGGACACCUUGUGGACCUCCUUGGCCCCUGGGCUUCUAGCCUGCGCAGCACAAACCACCCUCCUGCUGCAGUCAGAGUGGCACUUGUAAAAGGUCACUGCUGAUGCUGUCCCCUCCCCUUCCAGCGUGCCUGGGGCCCUUGGGAUACAGGCCAUGCUCCACCCAGAUGCCCAAGGCCUCCACAGCUCUGCCUUGGCCUCCCUUAGGACCACCCUCUGCCCAGGCCACUCCCUCCCCCUGCCCAGCCUCUCUUCAUGUCGUUUAGGAUCCCACAGAUGACCCACCUAGACACCUCUGAGAAUUGGCCCCACCCCAAGCUAGUCCCUUGGUCAUAGAACCUUCUGGCAUGAAUGAGUUCUUUAUCUCCUUCUUCCUGAGCAGGAGCCAUUUCCCACAGGCUCAGACAGAGACCAUUUCCCCACACAAAUGCUGGUGCUUAGGGCCCGAUGCUGGUGUGCUGACCGUGUGCCGGCUGGACUGCCUGUGGGGGGCCCGUCCCAGUCUCCUGGGCCUCGGUGUUCUGUCACUUGGGUAAGAGAAAACGGGGAAGUGUUGAGACAACAUGAUCCACCUCUGUUUCCUUCUGCUGCAGCCCAGGGCUUCUGGGGCCAGAGAGCUUAAUCUCUUCCUCUGUUUAUAAAUUGCCCAAAAGCAGGAACAGGUGGGGUCCAGAGCCAGGGUGUGGGAGAGGAGGCAGGGGACAGAGGGCCAGGAAGUGUCCUGGCAGCCACCAGGCCCCAAGGAGAGUACCGUCUGAGGCCUGGGUGGGGCCCCUGUGACGUGGGCUGCAGAAAAGGAGGCUGGUGUUUUAUACUUCGGAGGAGGAAUGGGGCAGGCAAGGGAUGCGGGUCGGGAUUCCCAAGCCAGAGAGGUGGGUCCCUGUCCUCCGGAAGAGGCUGCAAGGACAUCAGGCCCCAGCAGGCAUGGAGCUGGAGGGAGCUCCUAAUUCAUAUUGAAUUCGAUUACUCUUUCCCAGGAGGGCUGCGGGGUGGGGCCUCCGGCCCUGUGCGCCCUGCCAGCCCUGACUGUUGGGCUGUGGGGAAGGCCUCAGCGAGCCCAGUGAUGCCGUUUGCAUUUGGGGAUUUUUCACAUUAUCUAUUUAUGAUACCGAAAUCUUUAUAGCAAAUCUAUUUUUUAAAACAUGGAAAAGUUGCCUUUAUGGAAACAGAGCCAGAGUGUACACAUUCCUAAACCAUUAAACUGAUUUCUGCAAAGAGCCAAUGGUGCCCAAGACUGGUUCUCUCACCUUUGAACCCAGAGCCAGCCCAGGUGGCCACAUCUCCACAGAUGCUUCCACCUGCCCAGCUGGCUUCCCCAACUAGUCUCCAGGCCUGGAGUGGGUGGGGGGGUCUAUGCACUGCCCACCACCCUUCUUAAGACAUCUCUGCCCCAGACCAAUGUGGAAUCCUUCUACAGAGAAGCAGUCAGUGCCUAAUGAGCAGGAAGGAGCUUGGGUUUGGUCCUCACUGUCAGGGAUAUCUGUGUGACCUUGGGCAAGUUACUGCACUUCUCUGGGCCUCUCGGGUUCCUUCAGUUGGGUUUGCAAGUUUGGGGGGCAGAUUGAGGAGCAUGGUUCAGUGCAGCAGGCCUGCUACCUCUCACACAUCUACAACCCCGUGAGAAGGUGUUACUAUUCCUGUUCUUUACAGAUGAGCCAGCAGGCUCAGGGUUUGGGGGUUCCUUGCCCAAAUUAGAGGUUUUAUUCCAAGUCAGGAGAUCCCCAUGAAAGCCAGGCUGGUCUUGCGCACUGCUGUAUUCCAAGGGCAAAGAAUGGUUUCAGGCAUGUAGUAGGUGCUCAAAGAAUUGCCAACCGCCUAAUUGGGACCCCUGGCACCACGACAGCCGUGAAUCCAUAGCCCACCCAUAUAAUCUGUGGUCUGUUACUAGUCCUUCUCAGAAAGGGGCCGUGUUGACAUGGAGCCAGAUGAGAAUUGCAUAGUAUGGCUGCACACCGUGGCCAGGUCAGACUGUGCUUGGUCGGCCACGCCCUGCUCUGAGACCAACUGACAUCAGGGAGGUCAGACCAGCCUCCGUUCAAAUCCCAGGUCGGCUGUGACUGGUUGUGUGACCUUGGGCAAGUCAUUUUCCCACCCAGCCUCGGUGUCCUCAGAUGGGGGACCCUGAUUCCUGUCCUGCCUGCAGCCCGGCAAGCAUCCUAAGAUCCCAGCUGGGAGGGCUUUGUAAACAGGGGCUCCUGUUUCUGGCUCUGUCCAGAGGUCAGAAGCCUGGUAAUUCCACUGAGUGAGUGAUGAAGGCCGGGAGCCUGGACAUCCCAGAGGGGCCAUGCUCCAGGCACUUCCAAUCGCCUUUUCCAGGGAGAAGAAAUGCCUGUGGUUUGAAUCUCCUGCUGUCCUAGAAUACAGGGCAGCCCCCAGCCUGCAUGUGCCCCUUGGGAGACAAAGCCCUAACCCGGUGGUCCGAGCUGGGCCACCACAUGCCCUCCCCCCGGAGGCUGUGAGGAGGGCCCUGCCCUCUCUCACCUCUGUCCAUGCCAGGGAACUGCCAGACCCCGGGACAAGGCCCUGGGCUUAUUUAAAGCACGGAAACUGAGGCCAGGGGCUCUAAGAGCUGAGCCUGGCCCUGCCCCUCCUGUGGGGGCAUCCAAAGCUCCAAGCCCAACUCCCCUACUCCCUGCACACUUUCCCCCAGGGGCUCAGCUGAGGAGGGAUGUCACCAGCCCUUCCUUCAGGGAAGCCGGGAUGCACGGUGCCCCCACCCCAGUCCCAUCUCCUCCUCAGCCCAGGCACCCUUCCCUCACAGCUGCCCCCCACCCCAGCAGCCUCUGCCCGGCCUGCUCCCACCUCCUGCCUCCACGCCCAGCUCCACACACCUUCCUCGAGCAGGUCACCCCCUGGCCUGGACCUGCAGGCCCCUGCUGCCCGCAGACUCCCCUCAGGGCCCGUCAGGGCCGUUCACAGCCGGCCACACUCUGCCCUGACACUCGCCAACCCCAGCCCACAGGGCUCUGCCCUUUCCUGGCCCCGCUGCUCCCGAUGGGCUGACCCCCAGACCCACCUGAAUUGCCCACCUUGCUGCGGCUGCCCCCAGCAGGGCCUUCUGCGUACCAACAGUCCCAGCUGGGGCCCUGGGCCCAGAGGACAACCACCUGCCCCUGACACCGACUCCCAGGCACCCCCAGGAGCCCUCUAGGAUGGGGGCCCUGCCCCCAGAGCCUGCCGUCGGGUCCCCCAUGGGAAAGACAAGAUUCGCCCCGAUGGCGGGCUGGCUCCCACUGCUGCUUCCUGGGCAUCUGCGCCGUGCUCACCCCGGGCCACCUCGUGCUCUCCCCGGGCCACCUCGGGGGCUGUAGCAAGGCCAGCUCUGCCCGCCCACCUUGGCUGUGAGAUGGAGGGAGCUGGGACGGGUCUCCCCCCUCCCACGCCGGGGCUGUGUGCUUUGGGCCUCUGUCCCCACCUUGCAUCCUGGGGCUGCCAGCACCUGCCUGCGGAACACGCUACAGACGUGGAGGUUCCCAGUUAGAGCUACUCACUCAUCAGCACAGCGUCACUUACCUAUGAGGGAGCUGGAGGGUCCGAGUGUAGGGCUGAGGGGACAGCAGGAGGCAUGGAGCUGACAAAGGAGGCCGGGAGAGAGGGUGCUCAGGCCGGUGAGUGGGGCCAGGAUGCCUGCCCUCUGCUCAGGGGGCAGUCCAGGGAGAGCAGGUGGCGGCAUCCAGGAGCUGCUGGAAAUGUAGGAUCCCAGCGCCCACCCCAGAGCUCCUGAUUCAGAAUCUGGAUUGUUGUAAGGUCCCCAGAGGAUUUGUGAGCCUGCUGCCGUUUGAAGAACGCUGGUGCCCCACAGCCUGCCCACCCCACCCAGGUGAUCCCUGGGCAGGACUUUAUGGCUCGAAAAUGUUUAGGUUCUUCCAAAAAAAAAAAAAAGGAGGCCUGCAGGUUCUUGCCCAUUUACCCCUGAAAGGUGUUUUCCAUCCUCCGCCGAGGCACUGACUUGUUAUGUGGACGUGAAGGGCAGAGGGCUGGUGGCUGGCUCCUUGGCAGGGUCACCUGGGAUCACCCGGGCCACCCCAACACCCGACAUUCUUCCAUCAGACUCCAACCCCAUCUGGCAACAUUUGAGCUUGUGUCUGACAGAGGUUCUUGACCUUUUUUGGAUCUCUGACCGCCAUAAGCUGUAGACCCUUUAGUCAGGAAAGAUCUAUAUUCACAUCCACACCCAAAUGUGGCGCGUUGUUGGGGGUGAGUAGACAGUUAGGUGAAGGUUGCCCACUUCCCAUGUCUGGAAUCUUCAAACUUCUAUGGAAAUGCUGUUUACAGCUCUUGAGAUGGUAGAGUCUGAAACAUAUAGUUUUCUGUGUGAAUUCACGAGAGUGAAUGGCCCAGAUGCCCAUCCAGUGAACAGCAGAGGUUAGUUUUGAGCCCUGGAUGUCGGGCUCCAGGGUUGUGCCUCAAUCCUCUGAAAUCCUGGGAGGGACCCUUGGAUUUCGUGGGGUGGGACUGUGGCUGCACUAGACAGCCCAAACUCAGGUUUACAUUCAACAAAAGGGACCCGAUUCUAAGUGGACAUUCCUGAAAAUAACAAACUUUAUGGCGAUCUAUCUCAAGGAACGAAUCUUAAAAACAAUAAAACCUCUAUGCACAGGAA